This is a messenger RNA of Harmonia axyridis, 2128 nucleotides long. RefSeq names its product neurogenic locus Notch protein-like. The record is from RefSeq and is a predicted model, not a curated record. Gene Ontology annotation, molecular function: lysozyme activity. The coding region runs from base 83 to 2065 and encodes 660 amino acids. Lineage: Eukaryota; Metazoa; Arthropoda; Insecta; Coleoptera; Coccinellidae. The transcript has 8 exons.
GAAGAAUUCCUUACAUACGUAUAGAUAUUAAAGGCUAAAGGUUAUACUUUGUCAGAAAUAUUAAUGACUCUAAAGGAGUAAUAUGGGAAUCAUUCAAAAUAAUAGUUGUGUGAUGUUUUCCGUUUUGUUGUGUUUUCUUACUCUUAGUUUGGCAGGUAAAUAUAGUGGUGCUCAGAAAUUAUGUAAAGUAGAUACAGAAUGUCCAGGUAAUAAUUCUUGCAUCGGAAAUGUCUGUGCAAACCCUUGUUUGAAGACAUGUGGACCUGAAGCUUUAUGUAUUGUGAUGUAUCAUGAGCCAUAUUGUUUCUGCAAAGAUAACACAGAUAGCUGUAUUCCAAAAAAAACAUCUCAUUCUUGUGAACCAGAAUGUGAAAACAAUUCAGUCUGCAACACUGACAUAGGAUAUUGCGAAUGUAAAGUUGGGUACUCAGGAAAUCCUUACAAGAACUGCUCCAGAAAAUGUAAAAAAUUCGAAGACUGUUCCUCUGAAGAGUCCUGCAUAAACGGUGUCUGUGUGAAUCCAUGUGAAAAUGACUGUGGCAUCAAUUCUCUAUGUGUUGUGAAAAACCACAGCAGUAUUUGCAGCUGUCCACCUGGUUAUAUUGGUAACUCAUUCGAAAUUUGCAGACCUAUCAGUGAGCAUCAAAGACUAACCGAGGAAGACAUUUGUGAUCAAUGUGCAAACGAUGCACUCUGCAUUAGCACUAAUACUGCAACGAACUGUGUCUGUCCAAGAGGAUUUUUCGGAAACCCCUACAUAUCCUGCUACAAAAUGUGUCUUUCCAAUGAGGAUUGCACAUCUGAUAAGUUAUGCGUUCAUAAUUUAUGUAAAGACCCUUGUGAAGGUGCAUGUGGUGUUAACACAGAAUGUACUGUAGACAAGAUUAAACGCAAUCCGGUAUGUAGAUGUCAGGAUGGUUUUUCUGGUGAUCCUUCCCGAAUAUGCACUUUGAAAAUAGAAAACAGGUUCGCUGCAGAUGAAGAACUCAAUUGUCAUCCGGAAUGUGGAGCAAAUGCUACUUGUGACACUCAGUAUGGCAUCUGUAAAUGCAAAGUUGGAUUCAUUGGUAACCCUUACGGGGGCUGUCGGAAAAGAUGUGAAGUUAACGCGGAUUGUCCAGAGGAUAGAUCUUGCAGUUCUGGAGACUGCAUAGAUCCUUGUCUGACAGCUUGUGGCAAGAAUGCUAUAUGCAGUAUGGAUAAACACGUGCCUUUCUGUAGAUGUCCGUAUGGUUACAGCGGAAAUGCGUUCGAAUUUUGUAGGAAAGAUGCAACGAAACCAGAACCAAGAAUAAUAGAAGUUGAUCUAUGCGAUUCAUUCCAAUGUGGUUUAAAUGCCAAAUGUGAAUACAGAGAUACAGAAACAUGCAUUUGUCUUCCUGGUCAUUCUGGUAAUCCAUACAAAAAGUGUGUCAAAAAAUGCCGAAGCAAUGAAGAUUGUGCCAAAAACGAUAAAUGUGCGCAGGGUCUAUGCAAAGACGUUUGUGAAAAUGGCUGUGGAAUAAACGCCAUUUGUAAAGCUGAUAAUCAUAGACCAAAAUGUGAAUGUCCAGAGAAUUACAGAGGAGAUCCGUUGAAUAUAUGUUUUCCAAAAAAAAAGGGUGUUCUGGUCAACCCCAGCAGAGUUCCCUGCUUCAAAUGCAUUUGUAGAGCAAUCACAGGUAAUGAUAACAUAUUCUCCUGUGCUGAGAAAUCAAUCGACUUUGGUUAUUGGGCUUUUGCUGGAGAAGAUCUUGUUGGAGGCGAAGAAUUUAGAACCAGAAAUUCCUCAAUCGAUUUCCUAACUUGUAUGAAUAACAGGAUAUGCAUUCUAAAUACUAUGAAUGAUUACACUUCUAGAGCGCUGAGCAGAUUGAAUGAUAUAAACUGUGAUGGAGAAAUAACCUGCGCAGAUAUGUUUGCUGUACACAAAUUUGGACUGACUGCGAAAUUUUCGGAUUCAAUCUUCAACGCUUCUGAAGCCAGAUCAUUCGACCAAUGUGAAGGUCAUGGAAACAAAGAUAUUUCUAACAAUUGGACUCCCAAGUCUUGUAUUGGACCAUCUUAUGUAGAAUUGCUCAGUUAAUGUCCCAUCAAGUUCACUCUUGUUAUGGAAGAUACUUUUUGUAUAAUAAGAAUGUUGUUUUGA